AUGAAACGUUUCAGAUAUGACAUAAUUGGUAUUUCCGAAGUGCGAUCGACAGGAAAAGGUGAAACACCGAAUGAAGAUUUCAUCUGGUCAGGAGAAGAAUCCUCACAUAUGAGGGGUGUGGGGUUCUUACUAAGCACACAAGCUAAAAAGGCACUAAUAGGAUAUAAUCCAACCAGCUCAAGAAUAAUUUCGGCACGAUUCGAUGCAACACCAUUUAAAAUUUCAGUAAUACACGUAUAUGCACCAACCUCUUCAUCUUCAGAAGAAGAAAUUGAAGCAUUCUAUAACGAUAUUGAGGAAGCAUUUACAAAGACAGACAAAAAGGAUAUUCUUAUUCUGACAGGAGAUUGGAACGCUAAAAUUGGUAAUGACAAUACCGAUUGGAAAUCCGUGAUGGGAAAAUAUGGGUAUGGCGAUAGAAACGAACGCGGAGAACGCCUCCUAGAAUUUGCGACAGUGCACGAUCUCUACGUAUGUAAUACAAAAUUUCAACAUAAACCAAAUCGAAAAUGGACCUGGGCAUCACCAGAUGGCAUUCAUAAGAAUAUGAUUGACUUGAUUCUCAUCCAGCGAAGAUGGAAGACCUCAGUCACCAACUGCCGAACAUUUCAGAGUGCAGACAUAAGCUCAGAUCACUCACUAGUGUUGUGCAAUAUCAACUUGAAACUUAAGAAACCGCACAACAAACCACAGAAAUGCUGCAGAGUUGAUGUGAACCGACUGAGAGAUGAGAAAAUAAAGCAAUCAUACAGCGCUGCUCUAAC
Molecule: messenger RNA, 764 nt
Organism: Rotaria sp. Silwood2
Lineage: Eukaryota; Metazoa; Rotifera; Eurotatoria; Philodinida; Philodinidae
Source: the annotation of a GenBank genome assembly